This is a messenger RNA of Microsporum canis CBS 113480, 1143 nucleotides long. RefSeq lists its product as hypothetical. The transcript has 2 exons. The record is from RefSeq and is a predicted model, not a curated record. Lineage: Eukaryota; Fungi; Ascomycota; Eurotiomycetes; Onygenales; Arthrodermataceae. Bases 1 to 1143 code for a protein of 380 amino acids.
AUGACUUAUACGCCGUCUUAUGCUAACGACGAACAUCGCCGCAUCGCCGCCGCUGCUCUGCGGCUCUCGCACCUGAACACGGCCAAUGACGUCCGCGACGAUGCUGCUACUUCUAGCCCAGACCGGCAACUCGGCGGGAGGGAGGCAGAGCCUGACAGUCCCAUCGUGCUGCCCCAGGCUGCCUUUAUCCUCUCGUCGGCCGCAGAGUCUGGCUCCGUUGAUGCCGAAGGCGAUGUCGACGUCGACACCGACCGAGAUGCGGAGGAUUGGCGGCGGAUGAAGGUCAAGAUGGGCAGCAGUCGAGGCUCCAAGGACAGCAGCCUGCGCCGCCACGACGUUACCUCGCACACUUGUCACAGCCAUCACAGCUACCAGAGCCAUCAGAGCAGACACAGCCAGGCCAACUGCCAUGACCGGCAUCGUGUCGACCCAGACCACGAUAUGGAGGAAGACGAGGGCGAGGACGACCCCAUCGACGAGCCAGGCUGCUCGCAUGAAAACGCCUUCUUCAUACUUCUCCGGAUAUCUUUCUAUCUACCACCCUUUACGAUCUUUGCUGCCCUCUACGCCUUUCUAUCACUAAUAUUCCUUCUUCUCGCCAUACCCUUACGCCUCUGCCCACCCUCGCAAUUCUUCAAGCCGCCAACCUCCCUCACCGAACAGACAUGUCGACUUCUCGUCCCCUUACUCAGGCUGAACCGUCGGAUAGUAACCAGCACAAAACACAGCCGUCGCAGCCACCCCAAACGCACCGCCAGAAGGCACCAUAGCACACAUUCUACCACGUCGACCAUAACCUCGCCCAGGCAGUCGUACACAAACUCCACGCCUGUCUCAGCGUCAUUUUCAAGUUACACCAUCCCCACCCAGCCUGUCACCGUCACCUCCAGGCCGUAUUCAAACUACUCUGCGCCCAUGCUGGUUGCCGUCCACCUGCUCUCCCCCCUCCUGCUGCCUCCCACCUUGCUCGCGGCCUGGAUAUGCGCCUGUUUCUGGAUUUUCGUCAUGAUAAUGGGCAAUCCGGACGGCAAGGAGAAGACCGACGAUGGCCGCGCUGCCGUCUUGGCGGUUAGGAAUUGGUGGUGUCUCUGGCUCGCGAGCGCAAGGAGGAAGAGGAAGAGAAGCGGGACAGAGGCCGUAUAG